Molecule: messenger RNA, 1368 nt
Organism: Brassica napus (rape)
Lineage: Eukaryota; Viridiplantae; Streptophyta; Magnoliopsida; Brassicales; Brassicaceae
Product: ethylene-responsive transcription factor ERF098
Exons: 1
Coding region: 575-991 (138 amino acids)
Biological process (GO): regulation of DNA-templated transcription; ethylene-activated signaling pathway
Molecular function (GO): DNA binding; DNA-binding transcription factor activity
Source: RefSeq, a predicted model, not a curated record
AACUCGUUAAAGAAAUUUUACCGGUCGUCAUUGAAUGCGUACGACUUACGGGCUUCGGUAUAUAUGGUACUUACUUUGGUUAAAAUAAUCUGUAUACUAUGGACUCAGAAUCUCGAUGUUCGCGAACCUAUUAAACCUAGCUAUUGUGAAGAUUUUCAUUAUCCUAGAGUUUAGACCAUCUAUAGUACAUAUCUACGGGUAUUUCUACAUGAGUUUCUUCGAAGACUAAUUAAACAUCAGUUACAUAAAAGAAAUCAAAUGUAUCAAGAACAACCAAAUAUGGAUCCGUCCAGCAGACGGAACCUUCCCGGAAAACAACACUUUAUUAUUAAUCCAUAAAAUAGGAAAACGAGCAAAUUAAUAAUAAAAGGGUAUAAAAGGAAAGAACAGUCAACCCCAAGAAUCGUCAAGCCACAUGAAAACGAACGUCGAUUCUGACUCGGCGAAUAUCCAGUCUUGUAUAUAAAUAUACACAUACAAUGAAUCAUCCAUAGAUCUCUUGCUAAACACAUUUCUCACCCAACUCUUCAAAGCAACCAACUUGAACUACCAGAGACUAGUUAGGACAAGUUUUAUGGAGGGGCCAAAUAGGAGGAGCAACAGCCAAGCACAAGAUGACAAGCAAGCUCGCUUCCGAGGCGUACGGAGGAGGCCGUGGGGCAAAUUUGCAGCAGAGAUUCGAGACCCAUCAAGGAACGGUGCCCGUCUUUGGCUCGGGACAUUUGAGACCGCUGAGGAUGCUGCACGGGCGUAUGACAGAGCCGCCUUCAACCUUAGAGGGCAUCUAGCUAUACUUAACUUCCCUAAUGAGUAUUAUUCCCGCAUGGACGACUAUGCGCUUCGCCCUCCUUAUUCCUCUUCUUCAUCAUCUUCGGGUUCAACUUCCACGGGCGUGAGUCGACAAAAUCAAAGGGAAGUUUUUGAGUUUGAGUAUUUGGAUGGUAGAGUUCUUGAAGAACUUCUUGAUUCAGAAGAAGAGAAGAAACGUUAGUUUUGUUUUCUUAUUUCAUGUGGCGCUGUGGUGGCUUAGCUACGUGUAUUAUAUGUGCAUGUAUGUGCUUAUUUAUUACUUAUUUUGGAAUUUUGAUAACGUGCUAUACGGUCAUAAAUUGUAAGAUAAGAUGUAUUUUGCGUUUCCAUGAAAUAUGAUUAUUAAUUAGAUGUUUAAAGUAUAUGCACCAGCUUUCAUGAGGUCCUUUAAUUUGUAGGGGAUAUAUAUUGUUCUCUAAUGAGAUUUACAUGCAGAAACUAUUAUACGAAAUAUUUCAAUAAUAUUGAUAACCUAAUCGUAUUACUUUAUAUAAUUUGUAAACAGAUUAAGUACAUUAAUCCUAUAUGAACCGUUGAUUAAUACCUCUCAAAGAACAU